UUAGCUCCUUUUAGAGUAAAGUAGUAUUACAGUGUGUCAACUGGUCAGGGGUUUUUAUUCCCAGCAGAUGCAUCUAUUAAUAAAAAAGUAGCUCUUAGUACUUUAAGUCUCUUUGGUUAAAAGUGUCUGCAUGGAUGUAAAUGUAAUUGUGUCUGUUCUCAGAUCAGCAUCCACUGCUGCUGAGGCCUCAGGAAACAACAGAACUGACAGCUGCAGGACAUAUUUAUUUAUUCAGAUGGAGUUCUGUGAGGCAGGAACACUGACUGAUUGGAUAAAGGCGAGAAAUCAGAUGGAAAAACAGAGAAGCAUAGUGGAAAUCCAUAAAAUAUUUUAUGAGAUCAUCACUGGAGUGGAAUACAUCCACGCAGAGAAGCUCAUCCACAGAGAUUUAAAGCCUGAUAACAUUCUGUUCGGUGCUGAUGGCAAAGUGAAGAUCGGAGACUUCGGGCUGGUGGCGGCUCAGACCGAUCAAAAAGGUGACCCUAUAGAGAGGUCAAACAGAGGAACACCAACUUACAUGAGUCCUGAACAGAAAAGUAAGAAGAAUUAUGAUGAAAAAACAGACAUUUUCCUUGGACUCGUAUGGUUUGAGAUGCUCUGGAAAAUAUCUACUGGUAGUGAAAGAGUAAAGCUGUGGCCAGAUCUGAAAGGUCAAAGGUUUCCAGAAGGGUUCAGUGACAGUUAUCAAACUGAGAGUAAAUUCAUCACGAAGAUGCUGUCGUAUUCACCAGAGCACAGACCACAUGCAAAAGACAUAAAAGAAAAACUGGAGAAGUUUUUCUCUCUGGAUCAGAAUCUGUUAAGCCAGAAAACCAUCUGAGAUUUGUGUGUAUAGAAACUGUCUCAGCAGUUUGAUUGGGUCCUUUCAGAAUAAUGAAUUACCUUUAAUUGAUUUAUUCAUGAUAUAAUGAACUAUUUAAUGUUCUCUGAUUAAGGUGAUAAGAUAAAAUGUGGAAAAUUUGGAGAGUGAUUUUUAAAAAUUAUUAAUAAUAAGAUUUCUUCUAGUAUAUUUGAAAUAUUUUAAAAGUUUCAAAACUUCAGUCUCAUUCCGUUUUCAUCAUAAAAAUACAUGAUAUUGAUGUUGUGAGGCUACUUUUAGAAAUCCCAACAUGAAUGUAAUUUCACAACGUUAUUGUAAUGUUAGCUGCAUAAAAUGAACAUGGAUUUACAUCUUAAAUUUAAUUGCAACUGAAAGAUGAUCAAAGUUGCAGUUACAACCGAAAUGCAAUAUUAUAACAUUUUGUGCUUGCUGGGACGAUUGCUGAAAGUCGACAUUCUUGACAAAUAUACUGUUUAUGCUGGGUGGAAUAAAAAAAGAAAAAAGAAAAUGUGUCAUUAAUAUCAACAUCAUGUGUUCUGACAUUGGAUAAUAAACUCACAAUUUGUAAGAAAUUGUUACUUUAUGACAAAAAAACAACCAUGGAUUUAUAUUUGAAUUGUAUUUCAAUUCUUUAAUUUGGAAGGAUGUUACCAUUUUGCCUUGUAAAAUUAAAUAUUGUAAGUUUAUCAAUAAAAUCUGAAAAAAUUG
Cyprinus carpio (common carp) is the source of this 1528-nucleotide messenger RNA. RefSeq names its product interferon-induced, double-stranded RNA-activated protein kinase-like. Gene Ontology annotation, molecular function: ATP binding; protein kinase activity. The transcript has 6 exons. Lineage: Eukaryota; Metazoa; Chordata; Actinopteri; Cypriniformes; Cyprinidae. Gene Ontology annotation, biological process: protein phosphorylation. The record is from RefSeq and is a predicted model, not a curated record. Bases 131 to 820 code for a protein of 229 amino acids.